GAAACCUUCAGUGUCUGUUCAAUCACGGGCUAUACUCUCUUAGAUAUGUAUAUUUUUUUAUGAAUUUAUAACCAUAACCAUAUCAAUAACAAUGCCAAUUCUUAACUAUGUUGAUCGGAAUCUGAAAUAGUGCGCAUGUUUGGACAGCUCUCAUGUAUAACUGCAUUAGUUUGCAUAAGCAAGCUCUCACGCCAUGUGUCAGAUGUGUCAUGUUGUCUCUGAUCUCUCAGUGAUGGAUGGUGACAGUGAUGAGAUAAAGGAGCAGCUGAGGCUUCAGUUUCAAGCUCUUCAGGAGCAACAAGUGCAGCGCAUCCAGAGAAGACAGGAGAUGAAGAAGAUCGACUCAAACGCUCUGGACAAUAUAAACCUCACAGAAGAGGAUGAUGACAUGAUGCAUCUGUUCAACACAAGAGUGAUGCAGAAUGAAAACGAGCAACUGCUUGAUCAUGUGAGGGAGCUGAGAGAUGAGAACGGCAGACUUCAUAAACUGCUCAGUGAGAAAGACUUCGAGAUAAAACACCUGAAGAAGAAGAGAGAGGAGGAAAGACUGGCUUUAGCAGGUAUUGCUGGUCUGGCAGGAGAUGCAGCAGCAACCAAAAUUGUGGAACUGUCAAAAAAGACUCGAGAAUUAGCUGCUGAAAUAGAACGAGAGAAGACCAAAACUAAACAAGCAAACAAUCGAGUCAAAGAACUGGAGAAAGAGCUUCAGGCCACACUGUUACUUAAUCCUGGCAAGAAGACAACCAAAAAACAGGAUUCAAGGACUGAGAACGACCAUCUUGAGAACAGUCCCGUAGUAAAAUCCCUGCAGGAGAAACUAUCUACAGCCCAACUCAAAAUGACUGAAUACCGCAACCAGAUCCAGACCUUCAAACAAGAGUUCAAAAUAGCACACAAGGUGUUGAGCUGUGAGGUGGGCGAGGACGUCAAUAUUCAGCAGUUACUGUGUAACCCGGGAGGCUGGAGAGGACGUUCUCAACAGAUCCUCGCCCUUCAGAACAGAGUGCGUGACCUGGAACAGCAGCUGAGCCAGUCCUCUCACAGGAAGCAGUUAUGUGACCUCGGCCUGGAGGAGGAGAUCCCGGGAACAGGAGUCCUACUGAAGACCCAAGACAGAAACCUCAGCCACAUCCGUCACAUAGAGAGGGAGAGGAAGGACACACUGGAGAAGCUCACAGUAGAUUAUGAAGUUCUGCUUGAAGAGCACUCAGACAUGAAGAAGAAACUGGAGGCCUGUAAAUCCAGGAACAAAGUGUUGAGCACAGAAGUCAAAUCCCUGAAGAGCCAGAUCAGCACUCUGCUGGAUAAAGGCAAACACGACAAUGAGCUGGUCGAUGCCUUACUGAAGCAGCAGUCCAAGUGGCAGGCCAUGCUCGGGCAUCUCAGUCAGAACGGCUCCCAGCGUGAGGAGGCUCAGCAGGGCCUGGAGAGACAUCUGCACAGCCAGGCCCAGCAGCACGCCUCGCUCAUCCAGCAGCUCCGAGCCAUGGUGUCAGAGAAGGAGAACAAGGUCAAAGAGCUGGAGCAGGAGAUCCAGCAGCUCGCCCUCAUGCAGUGUAAGAGUCAAACUAACAUCAGGCCCUCGAAAUCACGACAUGAGAACAGCAGGGAGUCAAACUCCGCCAGAGAUGCACAGGCAGCCUGUCCCGAGUGUGCUGUUAAAAAUCCAGCUCUCCAGGCUCAGUGUGCUGAGUAUAAGGCUCUUUAUCAAGCUGCCAGUGUGGAGAGAGACAGACUGCUGGAGCUGAGUAAAGUACAGCAAACCAGUGAGGAAGAGGCGAAGCGCCAGUGUGCAGAAGCGGAGCAGAAACUCAGACUGGAAUGGCAGCGUUCAGUCUUACUGGAGCAGCAGCUGGAGAAGGCCAAACUGGACUUAAGGAAAGAAGCGAGUCUGCAAACAUCUAAUAGGAGUAGAACAGGAAGCUCAGGCAGCACUCUGGGUCUCCCUGACAAACAGGAGGGUUCGUCUCCCAGAAGUCCCUCUGAUGUCACCCGUGAUGCUCAACUUGGUGAACUCAAAGCACGUUUGGCACUGCAACUAGAAGAAAAUGAAUCCUUAAGAACCGCUCUGAAGAACGCCUUGAAGGAAAAGAAAGAAGGCAUGCAGUUCUACAAGGACAUGCUGGCCCAAGCAAAACAGGAAUUCCAGCAGGCCCACAGAAAGCAUGAGCAAGGGACUUAGACUGGACUGACUGAUGAAGGGUCUCUGCUAGCAAACACACAUCCCUGAGGGACAACACCAGCACUAA
This is a messenger RNA of Carassius carassius (crucian carp), 2249 nucleotides long. It is a transcript of the gene ccdc13, whose product is annotated as coiled-coil domain containing 13. NCBI's taxonomy places the organism in Eukaryota, Metazoa, Chordata, Actinopteri, Cypriniformes, Cyprinidae. The transcript is spliced from 15 exons. Bases 194 to 2182 code for a protein of 662 amino acids. Gene Ontology annotation, biological process: cytoplasmic microtubule organization; non-motile cilium assembly. The record is from RefSeq and is a predicted model, not a curated record. Gene Ontology annotation, cellular component: centriolar satellite.